AGAAAACACAUCUGCAGCCGGCCAGCCGCAACAUUCCCAAACCCCACCUAGCGCAGCGCAGUCGAACCCUAGCACUCCACUUCCCCAGUUCCAUCCCCUUCCCCUCCCCGAUGGACGACCACCAAACACAGGAUCUCGUCAAGGAGCUCGUCCUCCGCCUCCUCUCCGCCGAAUCUGGUGGCGGGGGACGCGAUGCGGGCGGCGCGCUGCGGUUCGCGCACCGGCUGCUCUCUAGCCGCCUCGCCCCCGCCGUCCUCCCCGACGAGCACGCGCUCGCGGAGUCCAUCAAGCGCCGCCUCGCGUCCUCCGGCCGCCCCGACGAUGCCCUCGCCUUCGCCGAUCUGCACUCCAAGCUCUCCGUCCGAUCCCGCCCCGCCUCCCUCUGGCCGCUCCUCUACCUGCUCGACUCGCUCUCCUCUCACCGCCGCUCCGCCGCCGCCGCCUCCUGCCUCCCCAACCUCCCCAUGGCCGGGACGCCGCGUGCCCCGGCAGCAACCGGAGGGAAGCCAGCCUCGCGGGUGCCCGGUGCGCCGCCAGGUGGCGUGGUGCUGGUCUCUAAGGAUCCGGAUAACAUCCGCGAAAUGGCGCUGCGGGAGUACACUGAACUGGUACUUGACGAGACGGAGGUGUCAGAGGCUGCGCUCGUGCGUGACGUUCUAUAUGCCUGCCAGGGUAUUGACGGCCGGUAUGUUCGGUAUGACAAGGGCAGGGACACCUAUGACCUCCCUGAUGCCAUCCGCGUGCCACGCUCCACUCGCACCCUUGUUCGCAAGCUGUGUGAGCUUGGGUGUCUGUUCCGCAAAGUGCGAGGAUUCAUUUCUGACAACAUAAGACGCUUGCCCUCUGAUGCUGCCACUGAGGUCGGCACAGUUGCUCAGGCCUUCUGCUCUGCUCUGCAGGAGGAGCUAUCUGAUUACUAUAAGCUACUUGCUGUUCUUGAGUCUUACUCAUUGAAUCCGAUUCCAACACCAGGUUCUGAUUCAGGUGUUUCUGGUAAUUACCUCUCACUGCGUCGUCUUGUUGUGUGGCUUGCUGAGCCUGCGGUGAGGAUGCGCUUAAUGGCUGUAUUGGUGGAUGGAUGCCGGGGUUUGAGAGGUGGUGGGAUGGCUGGUGCGAUCCAUGGGCAUGCACAGCAUGGGGAUCCCAUGUUUCAAGAUUUUAUGAGCCGAUUGCUGCGGCGGGUAUGCUCACCACUAUUUGAAAUGGUCCGCAGCUGGGUGCUUGAAGGGGAGUUGGAGGAUGUGUUUGGAGAGUUCUUCAUUGUUGGGCAGCCAGUGAAGGCUGAAUGUUUGUGGCGGGAGGGCUACCUUAUUCAGUCUGAUAUGCUGCCCACUUUCAUUUCUCCAGUAUUGGCCCAGAGGAUUCUUAGGACGGGGAAGUCAAUCAACUUUCUUAAAGUUUGCUGUGACGACAAUGGUUGGGCUGAUGCCGCCACUGAGGCUGCAGCCUAUGUUGGGACCACAACUAGCCGAGGUGGGCUUGGGUAUGGGCAGAUUGAUGCUUUGGAGGCAUUGGUGGUCGAAGCAGCCAAGAGAAUUGAUCAGCGGUUGAUGGAUGUUAUCCAUAAGCGGUAUCAAUUUAAAGACCAUUGUCUUGCUAUCAAGAGAUACUUGCUUCUUGGGCAGGGUGAUUUUGUUCAGUAUCUAAUGGAUGUUGUAGGGCCUGAGUUGUCUGAACCUGCCAAUCGGAUUAGCUCCUUUCACCUUGCUGGCUUGCUUGAGACUGCAAUACGAGCAUCUGAUGCACAGUAUGAUGAUCGCGACAUCUUGGACCGGAUAAAGGUAAAGAUGAUGGAUCAUGGAGACGGUGAUCGUGGCUGGGACGUCUUCUCCUUGGAGUAUGAUGCUAGGGUCCCUCUGGAUACGGUGUUCACAGCUUCAGUCAUGAAGAUGUACCUCAAGAUAUUCAACUUUCUAUGGAAGCUUAAGCGUGUUGAUCAUUCCUUGACUGGAGUUUGGAAGACAAUGAAACCUAAUUGCAUCGUUUCUUCUCCAUUUUACAAGGAAGGAACAAGCAUCAGGGUGCAGUUUGUUUCAGUUCUUCGCAAAUGCCAAGUUCUCUUUAAUGAAAUGAACCAUUUUGUGACCAACUUCCAGUACUACAUUAUGUUUGAGGUUCUGGAGAUUUCCUGGGCUCGUUUCUCGGAAGAAAUGGAUGCAGCAAAAGAUUUGGACGAUCUUCUCACGGGACAUGAUAAAUACCUCACCUCAAUUGUGGAGAAGUCCCUCCUUGGUGAGCGAUCCCAGGGAAUUUUGAGAAAUCUUUUUGCACUGUUUGACAUCAUAUUACAGUUUCGCAGCCAUGCUGAUAGGUGGUUUGAACGGAUAUAUGACUUGCAACUAAGGGGAAAGGGUAAAUCAAAAACAAAAUCUAAGGAAGCGGGUUCAUGGUUGGAUGGAGGCAGAAAAGCCAUGAUUCAGCUUGCCGGAGAGCUUUUUCGGAAGAUGGGUGAAGAUUUGGAUAGCAUCGCGAAAGAUUAUACAGCUUCUCUUGAUGCAUUUAUCUCUCAGUUGCCCCUCCAGCAACAUGUUGAUUUGAAGUUUCUUCUGUUCCGUUUGGACUUCACAGAAUACUACAGUCGUGUUUCCUCCAACAAAUGAGUGUGUGUUUCCUAAUGUGGAUGACGUAGGAAUUAGAUUUACUUUUUGGUUGGGAUUUGCGAGGCAUUCUUUCGUACACCUUAGCCCCAGUGGUUGAUUGUUAAUUGAAAGGCAUGGACACUUUCAUUGGCCCUGGUCCUACUGUUGAAGAUGCUUAUCCACCUAUGCCAUGAAGUUGCAACCUGCAAGCAACUUUAGUGUAUAAAGUUGAUGUAAGUUUACUUUGAUUUGACUUCCAUUUUGGGUAUAUUGGUGUAAAUUUCAUGUAUCUGUUUUCGAUCUUUUUCUUCGUUUUGAGUUAGAUUGCAAGGAGAUUUAUCCUUACCACUUUGUAUUCUUUAGUUAGAAGACAAUGGGGAUCUAAUUUUGCUAGGUGUUUUUUUUGGCUGGUUAUCUAAAUUUUUAUCAUACAAUCUCAUGACAGGAUACCGGCUAUUUAUAAGGAAAGUAACUUUUGAUUACCAUAUGAUGUAUGUCAAGAUAUUCUGUUUUCUUUGAGAGAUAAUAGUCUUGAGCUCCGUCCUUUGUUUAUGAACUUAUCA
This is a messenger RNA of Brachypodium distachyon (stiff brome), 3142 nucleotides long. RefSeq names its product gamma-tubulin complex component 3. Bases 111 to 2600 code for a protein of 829 amino acids. Gene Ontology annotation, biological process: mitotic cell cycle; meiotic cell cycle; cytoplasmic microtubule organization. The record is from RefSeq and is a predicted model, not a curated record. Gene Ontology annotation, cellular component: centrosome; spindle pole; equatorial microtubule organizing center. The transcript is spliced from 3 exons. Gene Ontology annotation, molecular function: microtubule minus-end binding; gamma-tubulin binding. Lineage: Eukaryota; Viridiplantae; Streptophyta; Magnoliopsida; Poales; Poaceae.